This is a messenger RNA of Jaculus jaculus (lesser Egyptian jerboa), 948 nucleotides long. RefSeq names its product splicing factor 3b subunit 6 (gene Sf3b6). The coding region runs from base 223 to 600 and encodes 125 amino acids. Gene Ontology annotation, molecular function: mRNA binding. The record is from RefSeq and is a predicted model, not a curated record. The transcript is spliced from 4 exons. Gene Ontology annotation, cellular component: nucleus; cytoplasm; ribonucleoprotein complex. Lineage: Eukaryota; Metazoa; Chordata; Mammalia; Rodentia; Dipodidae.
CAAACUCCAGCUAGUUUUGGCCCGGAUGUUUGUGGAAAGUAAGGCUCGGCGUCCCCACGUCCUGGUUUAAGACAGUCACCUCCGGCGGCGCUUUAGCAGCUUCCGGCGCUACCUGUGUGUCCAGAGCCUGGCGGUUGACGCCGCUCGCUCUAGGCCGUCGGACUCCGGCUGUGAUCCCAGGAAUUCCGUGUGUGCUGCGGUGAAGCUCGUCAGCCCGCCAACAUGGCGAUGCAAGCGGCCAAGAGGGCGAAUAUUCGCCUUCCUCCUGAAGUAAAUAGGAUUCUGUAUAUAAGAAAUUUGCCAUACAAAAUUACAGCUGAAGAAAUGUAUGAUAUAUUUGGGAAAUAUGGACCUAUUCGCCAAAUCAGAGUAGGAAAUACACCUGAAACUAGAGGAACUGCCUAUGUGGUCUAUGAAGACAUCUUUGAUGCAAAGAAUGCAUGUGACCAUCUGUCAGGAUUCAACGUGUGUAACAGAUACCUUGUGGUUUUGUAUUACAAUGCUAACAGGGCAUUUCAAAAGAUGGACACCAAGAAGAAGGAGGAACAGUUGAAGCUUCUCAAGGAAAAAUAUGGCAUCAACACAGAUCCACCAAAAUAAGCUUCUGUAUUUUCGUUCUGGACUAAAACCUACAAAGGCCCACUUACUUUCUUUUUUCUAUUCUUUAAAUGAUACUGAAUAUUGUUUUGUUUUUUUUAUUUUUAAGACAAAAUGAAUGACUUGCUUAAAGCCAUGCACAUUGGCUUAUGCCAUUAAUCUCAACAUUUGAGAGGCUGAGAUAGGAGGAUCAAUGUGAAUUUGAGACCAUCCUAGGUCUAUAGAGUGAGUUAGCCUGGGCUAGGGUGAAACCCUACAUUGAGGAAAAAAAAAAAAGACAGGGAGAGACUUGCUUGAAACUCUCAUACAUACUAGAAUAUAUUAUGUUAAUAAACUUGUAGCUUUUUGUAA